Molecule: messenger RNA, 1125 nt
Organism: Notothenia coriiceps (black rockcod)
Lineage: Eukaryota; Metazoa; Chordata; Actinopteri; Perciformes; Nototheniidae
Gene: klf1
Product: Kruppel like factor 1 (erythroid)
Exons: 3
Coding region: 22-1080 (352 amino acids)
Biological process (GO): regulation of transcription by RNA polymerase II
Molecular function (GO): RNA polymerase II cis-regulatory region sequence-specific DNA binding; DNA-binding transcription factor activity, RNA polymerase II-specific
Source: RefSeq, a predicted model, not a curated record
GUCUGUAUAUCAAAGUGCUCGAUGGCUGUCACGCAGGCUGCGCUCCCUUCCUUCAGCUCCUUCUCCAGCCUCGCUCAGUCCAGCGACAAUAUGAAAGUGUGGGAGUCAGAGGGCGGCUCUCUCCCUCUGGACUCUCUCAGCAGCAAACUGUCGCCCAGCGGCUCUGAACAGCUACAGGUCUCACAGCAAAUAACUGAGGAUGACAGCAGAGAAUCCUGGGACAUUGAGUUCCUGCUGUCUGAAUGGAGCAGUCCAUCUCCCGACCUCGACCCCUCUCUGGAUAACAAGGAUCAGGGACCCCCACAGUCGGACCCUCACACAGAGUACCAUGAGCAACCAGCCCAGGAGCAUGUGCAGGUGAACACAGGCUGCCUGAUGGAGCUCCUGCCCCCUGCUGAGACCUUCCCCUCCGUCCAGCCGGAGCUGUAUCACCAUGGUUACAACGGCGACCAAUCGGGUAGGUUUCAUAGUCUACCUAACGUAGAUCAGUUCGGCUUCCCUCAGGGAGGCAGUGUGGAGAGGCACAGCAGAGGAAAUAAGGUCUCAUCCUGGGACUUUAACCCUUACUACCCCCAGCAGCACCCCUCCAUGGUGCCCCUCCCCGACAGAGGGUUCAUCCCACAUCAAGCCGUGACCCCUGACCCACGACACUACAGCUACAUGCCACACUUUAACCACAACCUCUUCUGUGACUACACCCACGGCCAGGCCUCCAGUCACCUGGCUCUCCACCAGCAGACCCUGCUGAUGGGCCCCCAGCUGCCCCCUUGUGGGGAGGAGGUGAAGCGCGGUCGAAGGGCUAUGGGGAAAAAGAGGCCUGCCGUCCACUGCUGCGACUACCCCAACUGCAGCAAGACCUACACCAAGAGCUCACACCUCAAGGCUCACCUGCGCACGCACACAGGGGAAAAGCCGUACCAGUGUUCCUGGGAAGGCUGCAGCUGGAAAUUUGCCCGCUCAGACGAGCUGACGCGUCACUACCGCAAGCACACGGGACAAAAACCCUACGAGUGCCUAAUGUGUCAGAGGGCCUUCUCCCGCUCCGACCACCUGGCUCUGCACAUGAAGAGACACAUCUGAUGCUGACACACACACAGAAAUAAACAGGCAUAAUUUUUGAUAUUU